GGAUAUUUUACCACCCCGCACGCUGGCACCCGGUGAUCACUUUUACCGCAAAGAGGAGGGAAACCAUAACCGAGCGUCCACCUGCGAUGGUUCCAGAAUGAGAUAAGUUCAGCGACACUGGAUAAUUCAAGGAGCUGUACUUUCUGAGGAUGCAGAGGAACAGAGACAAAGAGAGGGAAAACAUGGAAGGAUCGAAUCAGUGUAAGAAGAAGUUGAGAGUGUGUGUGGCGACAUGCAACAGAGCGGAUUACUCCAAACUGGCCCCCAUCAUGUUUGGGAUCAAAUCCCACCCUGAUGACUUUGAACUGGAGGUCGUGGUGCUUGGCUCACAUCUCAUUGAUGACUACGGAAAUACUUUUCGUAUGAUCGAGCAGGAUGACUUCGACAUCGGUUCUAAGCUCCACACUAUCGUGAGAGGAGAGGACGAGGCGGCCAUGGUGGAGAGUGUUGGGCUGGCACUGGUCAAACUUCCCGAUGUCCUGCAGAGAUUGCAUCCUGACAUCCUGGUCGUGCACGGCGACCGAUUCGACGCCUUGGCUCUGGCAACGGCUGCAGCGUUGAUGAAUAUCCGAAUCCUACACGUGGAGGGGGGAGAAGUUAGCGGUACGAUUGACGAUUCAAUCCGCCAUGCCAUCAGCAAACUGGCCCAUUACCACGCGUGCUGCACUCGCAUGGCGGAGCAGCACCUCAUCGCCAUGUGUGAGGACCACGCCCGCAUCCUCCUCGCAGGCUGCCCUUCUUACGACAAGCUGCUGUUGACCCACCAGCGAGGGGACUACUUGGAUAUCAUAAAAAGCUGGCUGGGCGACAACGUGCAGGAGGGUAAUUACAUUGUGGCGUUGCAGCAUCCGGUCACCACAGACAUCCAGCACUCCAUCAAGAUCUACGGACUGAUGCUGGACGCAUUGCUGUCCUUCGACAAGAAGACCCUCAUCCUCUUUCCCAACAUCGAUGCUGGAAGUAAGGAGAUGGUACGUGUCAUGCGAAGGAAGGGCAUCGAGCAGCACCCCAACUUCCGCGCGGUGAAGCACAUUCCUUUUGAGCAGUUCAUCCAGCUCGUCUGCCACGCCGGCUGCAUGAUCGGAAACAGCAGCUGUGGCGUGAGGGAGGCCGGAGCCUUCGGCACGCCCGUCAUCAAUCUGGGGACGAGGCAGACGGGCAGAGAAACAGGUGAAAAUGUUCUACACGUCAGAGAUGCAGACAGCCAUAAUAAAAUCUUCCACGCUCUGGAGCUGCAGUUUGGAAAGAGAUACCCCUGCUCUAAGAUUUACGGGGAUGGAAAUGCAGUGCCUCGUAUUCUGAAGUUUCUGCAGAGCAUAGACCUGGACGAACCCCUGCAGAAGACUUUCUGUUUCCCCCCUGUGAAAGACUCCAUCUCCCAGGACAUCGACCACAUCCUGGAGACCCAGAGCGCUCUGGCCAUCGACCUGGGAGGGACCAACCUCAGAGUGGCAAUCAUCUGCAUGAAGGGCAGCGUAGUGAAGAAAUACGUACAGCCCAAUCCCAGGACUUUCGAAGACAGAAUGAGUCUCAUAUUAAGGAUGUGCAGAGACGCGAUGAAAGACGCCGUCUGCCUCAACUGCAGAAUACUCGGUGUUGGAGUGUCCACGGGUGGGCGCGUGAAUCCACAAGCAGGCGUUGUUCUACAUUCCACAAACCUGAUCCAGGAGUGGUCCUCUGUGGAUCUGAGGACGCCCAUCUCAGACGCCCUGCACCUGCCCGUGUGGGUGGACAACGAUGGCAACUGCGCCGCUCUGGCUGAAAGGAAGUUCGGUCACGGAAAGGGAGUGGAAAACUUUGUCACUGUCAUCACGGGAACAGGUAUCGGAGGAGGGAUCAUCCACCACAACGAGCUGGUCCACGGCAGCACAUUCUGUGCGGCUGAGCUGGGCCACAUUGUGGUUUCACUGGAAGGCCCCGAGUGCUCGUGCGGCGGCCACGGCUGCAUAGAGGCGUAUUCGUCAGGGAUGGCCCUGCAGAGAGAGGCCAAAAAGCUGCAUGAUGAGGACCUGCUGAAGGUGGAGGGGGUGGACAUGAAGCUGUCUGAGCCAAUCACUGCAGCCCACCUCAUCAGUGCAGCCAGAAUGGGAAAUUCCAAAGCCGAUGCGAUUCUGAACAAGGCGGCCACAGCGCUGGGUGCAGGAAUCAUCAACAUCCUCCACAUAGUCAACCCCACACUGGUGAUUCUGUCUGGAGUGCUGGCGUCUUUCUACCAAGCCCCGGUGCAGCGCAUCAUCUCAGAGAGGGCUCUCUUCUCCACCAAAGGAACCAAAGUGGUCACAUCAGACUUGGAGGAACCUGCUUUACUCGGUGCUGCUAGCAUGGUUCUAGACUAUACAACCAGAAGAAUAUAUUGAAGUAUGUGAUACUUCAAAACUGACCGUAGUACCUUGGAUACAUGUAUACCAAGACAUAUCUGGGAGGCAUUUUUCAAUGCUAGAUUGAAUCAUCUUUGUUUUUGCUUUUUUUUUUUUUUUUUUUUUUUUUUUUUUUAUUUUUUAGAAAUAUUUUAUUUUCUUGUUGUUGAUAAUCAAAGUUAAGGUGGUGCUGUUUAUGUCAUCCUGAAAAAAGAAAAAUAUGCAGUGAUUCCAACUUGUAAUCUGUUUUUGGUCCAUUGGACAGGGUAUAGGAUAUCACACACUCAAGGAAGUAUUGACUCGUGAUUGAUCCUAAUGAAUAUGUUUUAGUCAAACUGACCUGGUCUAUAAUAUGUUGGUGGACGGGAAGACAAAUCUGCCAUCGUAUCGUUGUCAUUUCUUUUCAUUUUUGGAUUUUUUUUUUUUCUUCACAAAAGUGACCAAAAUAUCUCUUAAAACAUGUCUACCAGUAAUAAUUUUUUUGUGCUUUGACGCAGUGGCUGCUGUUCAGUUUUCUAUACAUUUUUUUCGAUCAACUUUCUCCAUUUCAUAUCCUUUGGAAAUGAACAAUUGUAACAUUUCAAUGAUUUUUUUGUUGAUGAAAGGAUUUAAAGUUUUGAUUAAUCACUUGAACAAAUAUAAUACUCGUAUUUAUGAUAUGCCUCGGCAACUUUUGCCUUGAGUAAAAAGACACGGAGUAUUCAAUUUCACCUGAUGUACAGGUUUUGUUUUAGUCUUUUUAAAUUAUAUUGCCACACCACCACAGACCUUAUAAAAAUGUAAUACGCAGCUCAUUUGUUCCAUGCUGUUUGCAGAAUUUAAAUAUAUUUAUAUGUAAGUUUAUUGAUUUAUGUUGGUCCAAAUAGAAACUUAAUAACAAACUUCUAAGUUAUAUGAAUGUUCCCUGUUGAGCAAAAGCCUGAGUACUGAAGUUCUUCUUCCAAAAGUUGUCCAUCUGUUCAAAAUCUUACUUUUGUUUAGAAGUGCCUCCAAGUUUUUACUGCUUUAUGCAUUGUGGAGCAAAAAUAAAGACAUGCAAACUUUUAAAUAAAGACAUUGCAUUUCUGUUUACCUAUCGGUCGACGUCCCACCUUCACCUGUGACCAUGAACUGUGGGUCAUGACUGAAAGAAUGAGAUUAUGAAUACAAGCAGCUGAAAUGAGUUUUCUGUGAAAUGGGUGGAGGACAUCACUCCUGGUGAUAGAGUGAGGAGUUUAUCCAUGCAGGAGAGACUCAAACUCAAGCUGCUACUCAACAUUUUGAGGAGCCAGUUGAGGUGGUUCAUCUGAUUAGGAAGGACCUUGACCACUUCCCAUUGUUCGAAGUUCAUAAGGCACGUCUGAGGUGUCCUUCAGGUCAGGACUCUCACGAGAGAUUGCUGUAAAGUAAAAAGUACUUUAUCUACAGCUCUGAGAAAUUUAAAAAAAAAAAAAUAAGCUGAAUUAUGGAAUGCCUCACAGUAGCAGUCUGGUAUUAAGUUAUUACUCAAACUGUCUUGAAGACGCAAACAUGUCCAGUGAUGUUGGAGUAUCAAGGA
Molecule: messenger RNA, 3894 nt
Organism: Salarias fasciatus (jewelled blenny)
Lineage: Eukaryota; Metazoa; Chordata; Actinopteri; Blenniiformes; Blenniidae
Gene: gne
Product: glucosamine (UDP-N-acetyl)-2-epimerase/N-acetylmannosamine kinase
Exons: 14
Coding region: 150-2357 (735 amino acids)
Biological process (GO): UDP-N-acetylglucosamine metabolic process
Molecular function (GO): UDP-N-acetylglucosamine 2-epimerase activity; hydrolase activity, hydrolyzing O-glycosyl compounds; N-acylmannosamine kinase activity
Source: RefSeq, a predicted model, not a curated record